AUGAAGUCUUCAGCUCUCUUGAACCUGCUGGCCCUGACAGGGCUGGCCUCAGCCUGCGCUCAUGAUCAUGACGACAAGGAGUGGACCAAGGAGGAACUGGAUGAGCUCGAGGCGAAAUGGGGCUAUGAGUGGCCCUUUGCUGGCAUCAACACCUUUGCCCACCUGAACCACGUCAAGUGCCUCACAGAGCCCACAGAGCCCUUCGAUAUCGCAAUCGUUGGUGCUCCCUUUGACACAGCUGUCAGCUACAGACCGGGCGCACGCUUCGGUCCCCGUGCCAUCCGCUCCGCCUCGGCACGCCAGACAUCGUUCCGCGGCUUCAACCCUCGCGCCGGCAUCAACCCCUACCAGAAUUGGGCCAAGAUCGUCGACUGUGGCGAUAUCAGCAUCACUCCCCUUGACAACAACAUCGCACAGGAGCAGAUGACCCAGGCCUUCAAGCAGCUCGGCAAGCGAAAGACCGUAUCCUCCCUGGCACCCAAGCCCAAGUUGAUGACCCUGGGCGGCGACCACAGUCUAGCACUGCCUGCUCUGAGGGCCCUGAAUCACAUUUAUGGCAAGCCUAUCCAGGUUUUGCACUUUGAUGCUCAUCUCGACACCUGGAACCCGGCUGCCUAUCCAUCCUGGUGGGGAGCCUCUCAAUUCACCCAUGGGUCCAUGUUCUGGAUGGCCAACCAGGAAGGCCUUCUCUCCAACUCGUCCUCAGAGGCCUCUGUCCACGCCGGCCUGCGCACUCGCCUCUCGGGUGACGAUUUUGCCGACAACGAGGAUGACACCUCGCAGAACUGGGUCCGUUUCACUGCUGAUGACAUUGACGAGAUCGGCACCAAGGGUAUCAUUGACGGUAUCCUCAAGGUCCUCGGCACCGAGAACCCCGUCUACCUGUCCGUCGACAUCGACGUCCUCGACCCGGCCUUUGCCCCCGGUACCGGUACUCCUGAGCCUGGUGGCUGGUCAACUCGCGAGUUCAUCCGCAUUCUGCGCGGUCUCGAAGGCCUUAACCUUGUUGGCGCUGACGUUGUCGAGGUGUCGCCCGCGUACCAAAACGGCGGGGAGGAGACCGCCCUGGCUGCAGCUCAGGUCGUGUACGAGAUCAUCUCGUCCAUGGUGAAGCGAGGACUCGCCGAUGGUGGAAAGGAGGCGAAGACUGCUGGCUCUGCCGGAAAGGAUGAGCUGUAA
Molecule: messenger RNA, 1179 nt
Organism: Fusarium keratoplasticum
Lineage: Eukaryota; Fungi; Ascomycota; Sordariomycetes; Hypocreales; Nectriaceae
Exons: 3
Coding region: 1-1179 (392 amino acids)
Molecular function (GO): agmatinase activity; metal ion binding
Source: RefSeq, a predicted model, not a curated record